Messenger RNA from Thermothielavioides terrestris NRRL 8126, 525 nucleotides. RefSeq lists its product as uncharacterized. The transcript has 2 exons. The coding region runs from base 1 to 525 and encodes 174 amino acids. The record is from RefSeq and is a predicted model, not a curated record. NCBI's taxonomy places the organism in Eukaryota, Fungi, Ascomycota, Sordariomycetes, Sordariales, Chaetomiaceae.
AUGAAGCCCAUCAUGCUCCCAAUGACCAUCCUCCUCCCCUUCGCCCUCACCCUCCCCACCCUGGCAACCGCCAUCCCCGGCCCCGGCUCCGGAAAAGGCGAGCCCAACACGGCCGCCGCCGCCCGGGACACCAACACCAACCCUGCUCCGCCCGGCGACAACAACAACGAGAACAGCGACACCGCCCGCAAGCUGAUCCCACCGGUGAUGAGCCCGCCGCUGUACCCGGUGAUGUACCCGCCCAUGGUGUACCGGCCCAUGCCGGUGGUCCCGCCGAUCAUGGCGCGCGGGGUGGAGGACGACGGCGUGCCUGAGGAGGAGGCCGGGCCGGAUGGACAGGAGGGCAUCAAGGUUCCGGCUGCGGGUGCGGGCGAGCAGGGGUAUGCUGGUGCUGGGUAUGGCGCGUCGGGCCAUGGCUACGGUGGGCCGGGAUAUGGAUAUGGAGUCAUGAAGAUCGAAUCGCCUGCGGUUCCAGCGCAGGGCGUGCUGCCCAGCCAUCCGCAGGUGCGGAAGACGGCAGGAUAA